CCUAUGCCAUCAAAUGUUACAGCUGCGACUCUAAAGACUCCUGCAAGAGUCCCAAAAAAGUAGAAUGUACAUAUAAAUUGGCUAACGAUACCAGAUUAUAUUUAGAUGCCCAUCAUACCGGUGUUAACCUCAAUACAACCAGUCCAUAUAUUGAAUGUUUCGCGGAGGAUAUUAAGAGCAAUUUUGGUGACUUCAGAUAUAAAGGCUGUAUUUAUCAAAAUAUAAAUGCUUGUCAAUUACCAUUGCGUCCCGUCCACACUAGUGGAAGUUCGAAACGUACGUGUUCCCAGUGUGACAGCAAGAAUUAUUGUAAUCCAGCUGGUCGUGCCAGUAUCAGUGGAUUUGCAUUGAUCGCUGUUGUUGUUGUGGGUUUGGUGGGACGUUCUCUUUGGGCUUAG
Molecule: messenger RNA, 398 nt
Organism: Musca vetustissima
Lineage: Eukaryota; Metazoa; Arthropoda; Insecta; Diptera; Muscidae
Exons: 2
Source: RefSeq, a predicted model, not a curated record